AUCUUCAUACUCAUUUUCUCGGGAAUGAUUAAGUAAGAACCAUUGAAAGUUUUAUUUUUCCUUUGAAACAAGUAGACGAUGGCUCUGGAAAUUGCUUACUGCAGGCUUGUAUUGAAGCGACCCAAACUCUUAUUUGCUUUAACCCUAGGUUGUCACAUCAUGGCUAUCUUAUUCACUGGUCUUCUAAACUUUUCUGGUUACGACAUCUUGCCCGUUGACUUCGCGCAACUUCCAAUGCAGCUUGAAAGCGAAGAUGUCAAACUUCAAGGAGACGCGUGGAAGUUUGCUGCAAGUGACUCCAGAAUGACAUGGAUUUUCAAAAACCCAAAUGACAAGCAAGGAAUAAGGGCGGCAAGGCAUGAAGUACUGGAAGUGUUCUAUGAGAAUAAAAAUGGCAACAACAUUUUUACCAAGGAAGCUCUAGAAACUAUUCAGGUUUUCGAAAGAAAGCUCUAUAAUAAUUCAAUAUAUCAAAAGGAAUUGUGUUUAAUGGAUGAAAAUAAGCGGUGCUCGCUUCCCUUUUCGGUGAUACGGUUUUUUGACGGUACCUAUCGACAUUUCAAUCCGAUUUUCUUUGAUCCGCAAUUUCAGCAAAUUCCGCAAGUUCUUAAAGCAGCCAACGUGUUGAUGACAUCCUCGAUGAGCUACCAUCUUGGGAAGGACUUCAAGAACAGCUCCAAUGAAUUAACUUCUCCAAUCACUAGGUCAAUCUUUUUUACAGGAUUCCCCUUUGAGGGAUACGCUGACACCCAUGAUAGACCCAUGGACCAACUAGACAAGGCCCAGACACUUGCUGGGGAUGCAUUUGGUCUCAUCUUGGAUGAUGCAUACACAAAUGGAGUUGGUCCUCUCAAGAUUCACUACCUCAUGCAGACGCUGAUGAUGAGUUCGGUUCAAAAGCAAGUUAUCUGGGACUUACUUCUCGUCUGUGGAAGUGUCGUUUUCAUAUUCCUCUUCAUGAUCUUACAAACGCAGUCGCUCUGGAUAACUGGUUGGGGCGUGUUCAGUAUUUUUUCUUCAUUCUUCGGAGCUAACAUCGUUUACCGUAUCCUCUUAGACUUUCGCUAUGUCGGGAUCUUUCACGUUCUCUCGGUGUUCAUCAUCUUGGGUAUCGGAGCUGAUGACGUUUUUGUCUUUUAUGACACUUGGAGAGCAUCCAAGGAAAAAGGAUUCCCAAACCUUCUUCAGCGCUUCUCGUACACAUACAAGCACGCCGCUGGUGCUAUGUUCAUCACAUCCUUCACCACAUUCGUCGCAUUUUUGACCAACGUUUUYYCUCCGUUACUCGCUGUGUCGAGCUUUGGUGUCUUCUCGGCACUCAUAGUCAUGGUGAACUAUGUUUCUGUCAUUCUAUUCUUUCCAACUGUUAUCAUCACUUAUGAACUCUACUGGAAAGACUGGAAGUGGCCAUGCUUCGCAUGUAGGACCAACAGAGUGAGCAACAGUGAUGAAAAUAAGGAAACCGAGCUUGUCCAACAGCAAGAUAAGGAGAAACGAAGAGAUGCUACACUUGUUAUCGCUAACUUUAUAGGGGGGCCUUUUUACGAAAAGGUUAUUGGUCAUAAAGUGGUGCGAUGGAUUCUGAUGGUCAUAACGAUCUCUUUUGUCGUUGUAUCGAUUGUAUUCGCGGUACAACUUCAACCAGACGAUGAGCAGAUUGAUAUCAUGGGACCUGGAACCAACUGGUACGAUGUCAAGCGGCUUCGAGAGAAUGCAUUUAAUCCCAGUGAGGAAGACAAGUUUGUAAAAGUGUAUGUUGCUUGGGGACUGCAAAACCAAGACCGUUCUUCCUGUCAUUUUACAGAUUACAAGUGUCCGGGGAAGACCGUAUUGGAUAAUGGGUUUGAUUUCAGUCCACCGCCCUGUCAGAUUGCUUUGCUGGCUUUUUGUAAGAACUUUAGCAGCUUACAGAGCUCAAAAGUGGAAGAGCUCAAAAUCCGUCGUCACCCAGUUACCAACCAACCAGUUGUUCAUUGUUUCGCCGAAGCAAUGGAUGCCUUUUUACAGCAAGAAGAAAAGAAGAUUCAGUAUCCAAACAGAACAGACUUAACCAUGCCGAUAAACCACGAUAAAGCGCUAACCCUCAUGAAGUACAACCCUCUUCUCUAUGACCUAACCAAGGUUACAGAUGAAUACUACAGGUACUUUGAAGUAGCUGUGGCCAAUUGGAUUACACGUGGAAACACGUCUUAUAACAACACUGAUUACAAAAACUACGAAGGAAUGAUUGGAGGUACAGUGGACACCACUUCACAUCACAGUAAUGUUUUUCAAGGUGGCAAAUAUGGCAACCAGCUGCUUUACGCUGCAGUUGUCAUAGAAACGAAGCUGACACCGAAUUCACUUGGUUACGUAGAAGGGAUCAAAGUCGUCAAAGCAUGGGACGACUACAUAAAACAAGAGAUGAAGUUAUUUCCACCUUCUUGUCGUAAUGCUUUUCAAGCCACUCCUGAGACAUUCAACGCCUGGCACUGGAUCAAAGUACAAGAGGUUCUUGUCAUCAACGCCAUUCGAGGUGUUUGCCUUGGCCUUGCACUUACAUUACCAAUCCUCAUUGUCAUGACAACCAACUGGAUCGUCGCUCUCCUAUGCAUGUUAUCCAUCGCUUGCAUCACUUUGGGAGUCAUAGGCAUCAUUCCAAUGGUUGGCUGGAAGCUAGGAGUCCUAGAGUCUCUGAACCUCACUCUCGUUGUUGGGCUGGCUGUGGAUUAUGUCGUGCACUUGGCCGAAGGUUACGUCACGUGCCCAUUCCAAUCAAGACAAGAGAAGGUCAAGCACGCGCUUGAACAUGUUGGAAUCUCAGUGAUAUCAGGCGCUUGUACGACACUUGGAGCUGCUGCCUUCAUGUUUGCAGCCAAAAUACUCUUCUUCUUCCAGUUCGGGAUUUUUAUAUUCUGUACUAUUGGACUGUCUUUGGUCUUUUCUCUGUUCUUCUUCGUGACGUUGCUAGGAAUAUUGGGACCACAAGGAACAACUGGAUCUAUAAAACCCUGGUAUAGGUACAUAAAAGACAAGAUAAAAGGGAAAAAAGCUGGUGAUAUGCAAUGCGCAAGGUGUGAUGGUAAAGGGUUCUACUCCUCAGAUAACCAGACUGGCCAAUCACAGAACAACAACCUCGAAAAGAGUGCACAUACUUAGAAAAUGAGAAAUUUGGUGUUAAACGUGGUGAAUUGUGUAUAAAAAGAUCUGAAUGAAAAGUUAUUGUAAAUAAUGUACAUUUAUAACACUCUAAUGUCGAUUCUGUAAUGAUUUUGCCGAGUUCACAUAUUUAGGUGCAUGUGACGUCGUGUGAUUGUAAAUAAUGUACAUUGAUAACACUCUAAUGUCGAUUCUGUAAUGGUUUUGCCGAGUUCACAUAUUUAGGUGCAUGUGACGUCGUGUGAUUGUAAAUAAUGGAAAUUGAUAAUAGUCUAAUGUCGAUGCUGUAGGAUUUUGCAGAGUUAACUUAUUAUUUGAGUGCUUGUGACGUUGGGUGAUCGUAAAUUCAACGGACCUUUACUGGAAUGCUUAAAUAUCCAAAUAAAUUCCAUACAAAAUCCAGGCUAACACGACAGAGAAUUCAAGACUAAAGUAUUCUUGGGAUGUUGCAUGUGACGUCAUCGCCGCCAUUUUGGAUGACUUUAACCAAGACUUGGUUUCUUUGUUAUGUCACCCAGCAUGACAGCCAUGCCUUUUGUCCUUUUAUUGUUAAAGCAAUGGAGGGACACCAAGAAUAACUUUUUAAAAAUUGGCGCUGCUGGCCGGCGUUGUGUUGUUUACUUGUGAGAAUUUAAUUAAAUUUCAAAAUUAAUUUGAAAUCGCACGGGACGCCGAUCCAGUCAAUAUUUUCAUCAUUUAUUUCAUGGCUUAUUGUAUUUUUAUUGUGGUCUUUGAAUUUGCUUUUAUGGUAAUCAUAUUUAAUUUUUGGUGGGACUGAAUUUGCUUUUGAAGCAGCCGAAUUUACUUUUAUUCUCUACUUUCACAUCCCCAUAAUGCCUUGCGUCUUUGGGGGAUAACCAAUCAAAAACCUGUCCCAAAUUGAAAGGUUUCUUAAUUGAAUUUAUGCUAUAUAUAACUGCUUUUAUCUGUACAAUACUGAUUAUCAGUUUAUUCCGAGUUUUAGUCUUACAGAAAAUUUAUUGACUUACGAAAAAAUGUUUAAAAUUUACCUUAAACGUCU
This is a messenger RNA of Actinia tenebrosa (Australian red waratah sea anemone), 4159 nucleotides long. RefSeq names its product protein dispatched homolog 1. NCBI's taxonomy places the organism in Eukaryota, Metazoa, Cnidaria, Anthozoa, Actiniaria, Actiniidae. The record is from RefSeq and is a predicted model, not a curated record. Gene Ontology annotation, molecular function: transmembrane transporter activity. Gene Ontology annotation, cellular component: membrane.